Messenger RNA from Dunckerocampus dactyliophorus (ringed pipefish), 5083 nucleotides. RefSeq names its product ELMO/CED-12 domain containing 3 (gene elmod3). Lineage: Eukaryota; Metazoa; Chordata; Actinopteri; Syngnathiformes; Syngnathidae. The record is from RefSeq and is a predicted model, not a curated record. The transcript is spliced from 13 exons. Bases 778 to 2010 code for a protein of 410 amino acids.
AGGAAACAACAAUUCCCAUGAUGCAUUGCACUUACAGUGGCCACUGGACGGGGGAAGGGAAGCUGAGAUUGGAGGGAGAAACAAUCAGAAACUGAGAUUUGAAUGCAUGUGAGACCCCCCUCCUUCUGGCAAAAAAGAAGCCCACCCAAGAUCCAACUUCUAGUGGACACCUGCACUUCUUACUGGACGUGUCAUUGUUUCACACAACGCUGAAGACAACACAGUUUUGUUGCAAGUCAAUUAAAGUGUACGGCUAGCUCUGAGUCCUUAUUGGAUCCGUCUUGAGAGUCAAAGUAAGGAAGUGUCUGUUAUGAGGAGAGCUCAAGCCUGAAAAGCGAUGUCAUUAUCCAGCUUCUGGGCACCUCUGAUGGUGAUGAGGAGCAAACCCACUGGCCAAGCAGAUCUGCGAAGGGGAGGAAGUAGGGAGGGUUCCGGGAAACGUGCCAUUUCCUCUAGGCGGUAGACUGAUAUCUGCACAUUCCUCUGUGUGCACACUCAAGGUUAGACUUUUGGAGGAGAAAUAAUAAUCGUUGCUAUUCCAAGGGAAAAAAGAGAUGUGCACUACCUGGAUAUCUGUUGCCAGCUUGGUGAAGUCUAAUGUGACCGUGGACAUUUUAUGUAUGUGAGGAAGAAAAGAGCUAAAGCAGUCACUACACAUGACUAAAGAAACCAUGCUAGUCUUUGUAGCAGCUUUCCGGCCCAUCUCAGUCCAGGAUUUCACAAGCCUUUAGAGGCCACAAUCAGGAAGACGCUCGCCAGCCAACACUCUCAUAUGCAAUGGAAGAAGACACUGAUGUCACUUUCCACCUUGAGGGCCACAAUGGUUUGUCUCAUGAACCAUCAGAAGCGGCUACCAUUGGACACUUGAACCAAAAGCCUAUCAUGAAUGGAUUGAUUAUCAGUCAUAAUGUCAAAGACCACACCAACGGCAAUGCUCCCCUCACAUCCCUGCCGAUUUCAGCACUGAAGCAGAAUGGUCUCCUGCAAAGUCUAGCAGCAGGAGGGGACCAGCCUAAACCUGCAGAUGAAAAUGUGGAGUUGGAAAAGGCCAGACAGGAGUGGGAAGCUUUGGAGAACAUCCAACCAGCUAUCACUGAGGACUCGAACCCUACGCCACUCAUCUCUUUCAAUGAAGCCCUACAGUACUUCCAGACUACAGAUCUCGGGGACUUGCUUAAGAACAUCCAGCCAACUAUUCGCAGGACAGGUCUCGCUGCUAUCACACACUUUCUGUUUGGACCCCCUCGACUGCAUAGGGAACUCCUGGAGGAGCGAGAUCUUGUCUUUGCCAUUGCGCAAUGCCACGUGGACAACAGUCAGACAGUCCACAUGCGAGUUCUCCAAACCAUUUAUAAAAGGCUCAUCGGCUGCAGGCUCGACUGUCCUCGUUAUGGGACGCACUGGGAAAACAUUGGCUUUCAGGGUACAGACCCAGCCACUGACCUGCGUGGCACUGGUUUCCUGGGACUUAUGCACACUCUGUACUUUGUGAUGGACCCAGAGACUCUGCCAUUGGCUCGAGAUAUCUACAAGUUAUCUCAACACCCUACUCAGAACUUUCCAUUUAGUGUGAUGUCAAUCAACAUGACCCGCAUUGCUCUUCAAGUACUCCGAGAAGAGGCCUUGUCCAAGGAGUGCAAUCGUCGUCAACAAGUGGUUGGUGUGUUGAAUGAGUUUUAUGUGGCCACAUAUCUGCACCUGUACCAACUGUGGAAGACCCAACAGAAAACUAUUGCUGACUCUGGCUUUGUACUAAAAGAAGUGGAGCUGUUCGCCAAAAAGAACCCCAAGCAGAUGCUUCGCCGACUAGAGGUCUUCCUGAAAGAGAGGCGGGCAGUUGGAAUACCCCGUGGGAUGUCGCCAGAGCCACAUGCUCAGCAGCCUUCUCCCAACCUGGGAGAGCGAGUGGCCAAAGUUGCGACAGCCCAGGGAAGCAAGGAAAAGGAGAUGCAUUUUACAGGAGUGUGUGAUCUAACCUCUGACAUGGAGGGCAACGCCAGACUCAUCUAAGCUAGAGUCGGUGUAUGUGAGGGUGCUGUAUGUGUGUGUGUACUGUAUCUGUUAAGUGUGAGUGUGUAACUUCCUCCCAGAGAGCUAGCUGAAGAACACUCAACCCUGCUACCAAUCUUUUCAACAUGUCCCCCCUUCCUGUGAUGCUGGGGUGCUGCACUUUUCUUUUUUUUCCGAGGAGUGGGGGGGGCAGAGCUAUAUUAUUUUAAUUAUUUAUUUUAGCACAGAACAGUCAACUGUCAGGAAAAAAUGUUUUCACAAAUCAAGAAAGUGAAUGAUUGCACUUUUCUGAGAAUUAAGUAGCUAAAUGAAUAGCUGCCAUGUUCUUGUGGUCACAACUCCACCUGUUUGCAGUUGUGGACCUCAGCUUGCUUGUGUUGGCAUUUCAAAGAGACUCACUUGCACUCUACAACCCAUCUGUGAUGCAACGGAAGGACAUCAGGCAUAUUGUCAGCGCUAUUCACAGGGUCAAAAUGGCAGCACAAUAGGUCACAAGCAGGAACCUUUGAGCAGGGAAGUGGCUUCACAUUAGCUUGUCAUUGCAGUCUUUAUUCGUGUGAUUCAGGAUCUGUCAAAAAAGAAAGGACAUCCCAGUCCAGAGACAACAGACUGUCUAGGUCUGAUGGAAUAGGUCUACAGGUCCAUCAUUUUCAAGUGACAAAAAAGCUGUUUUCAUUUGGUCAAAAAAACUUUUGUCUGUUUCUGUUUUUUUUGUUGUUGUUGUUGUUGUUGUUUUUGUUUUUUUAUAGAAUUUGAAUGAAGUACAGAUUUUAGAGUCCUAAACCAAUACUCAGCUUUUCACCAUGAAAGCUCGAUAUGACUUAAGUUGAAGGUCUAAUAUAAGCUUUGUGGACAUUCCAUUAGUGAGCAUGUGAUGGUAUUGUUUUUGGCUUGUAAAGUGUGCAUGUGUGCGUGUGUGUGUGUGUGUGUUGAAAUGACUGAGCUGACAUUGAUGAGGUGCGCUUCUCCUGGAGGAGAUGUUUGGGACAGUAUGCAAUUCCAGCUCUCGAUGAUAAUCAAAAUGUCAGUGCUGUGUGACCUAACUUCAGGGCUUGUGUGCUUGUGCAAGUUAACAAACUUGUAAUGUGUGGUGAGGGCAUUUGGCAGUGGUUGAGUUGUCCGGCUUAGCCUCUUAAAGGCAGAAUAAAUGACCUCCCAUACAAAGUGUGCAUGUGUGAUUGCGUGUGUCUUGUACGACAGGAAGUGAAUAGGGAUGGGGUGCUUCCCUCCACACAAUAUAAGCCAGCUUUACGAAGUACUUGAUCAAGCUGCAAAAAUGGUACUUUCAUGGAUUUAAGGUGGUACUAAAAAUUGGAACUUAAAUCAAAUUCUAUAAAUAAAAACAUGGCAUGAGCCAAGAAUGGGUUAGGACUCCUCAGCAAAGCAGGUUCGUGCUUUGUGCUUGUGUGAAAGUGUCUCCCAUGGUUAUGGUCUCAAUCUGUAGCAUGUUCAGGUAGCACUAGUACUGUAGCAUCCUAUAGCCUCCUCUUCCUCCUUGGUAAAGCUUGUUGAUGUCAUGUCGCCAUUGGUCUGUCGUGUCAAUGAGUGCGCAAACCUUUAUACCUAUAGCACAUUCAUAGUUCAUCCCUCUGUAAAUACACAUUAGGCAGCGCAGCUGUUGAUCGGCGCUUUUGGAGAUGGCUUGACAUGUACAGUAAAUGAGCUCAACUUUGUCUUCUAAGAAGGUAACGGUAAUAAUGGUGCCUACAUCACAUAUAAUCAUGUAAGCUCAAGUGCUCGCCUACUGCUUUUGUUUGCUUUCAGCCUCAGUGCCACAGUAGCCACCUCCAUUCUUGCAUGGUAGUAGACCGCUGACCUCAGGCAGGUCACAACUACUGACCUACUCACGUUGUUACCAGGACAUCUCCAUUCUUCAUGGAACGCAGUUUGGCCAAUCGUUUGCAAGUGUCGUGCGACUGAUGAGGAACUUUGCACUGUUGUAGAUAAGCUAUGGGUCGUAUGCAAAAGAAACAGACACCUUCAGGAGCCAUACUGUUCAUUAGCGGCCACCUCAUCCAGUCAGGUUCUUCUCCUCAACCUCCUCGCUCCAAACAUUGCACCACACUGAUUGCGCGCUUUGGUUUUCUUGUAUUUGAAGCUGAGGAGCAGUGCAGUGUAUGUAAAUCAGGAAGUUUGUAUAUAGAGAAUAAUGAUUGUAAGAUGUAUGAUUGUAGGGCAUUAUACUAAAACACUCUGCUUACCUCAAGACUUGAGACAAAUCUCUCCUUUCUCUCUCCUGUUCAUUUGGCCUCACCGUAACUAUUUCUAUGUUCUCUUGUACUCUGACCUUCUCUCUCACCAAUUGGACUCAUAUAAUGUAUAUUCCGCAGCCAAAGCACUACAUAGUGGCAACUUAUCCAAGCAGCAGGUCCUUGUUAUGUGUGUACUAGACAUUUACAGUAUGAGCGCUAUACGGGCCCAUACGCACUCUGGUACACAUCUACAAAUGUACAAAAAGUAGCACUUUUUAGUCAACUUUUAAUUGACUUAUAUUGACCAUGUUGGAAUGAGCUGGUUUUCUUGUGGCUUCAGUGACAGUGGUGUAUAAUUAGCUGUGUUUUUAAGUUAACACUGAGAAACAAUUCAAGUCUUUAGAGCUACAAACUGCUCACCAUAUGAUUGUAAGGCUAAGGCUGUUAUACUGUAUGCUUUGGUCAUGGUGUAUAGCAAGUAUCCAACCGAGGCAGAGUAAGUGUAACCAAACGAUAUAUUCUACAGCAGCUGUCCUAGAUCAUAUUUUUGCUUUCAAAUUCUCAGUUGCAAAACCUAUAAGAAGAGAGAAAAGAAACAAACGGGUUUUUUGCAGGCUCUCAGAUGCUCUGAGAGGAGGUGCGGUCUAAAGUUCUGCUUACGAUCCAGCAGUGGCUCAGCAAAUACAAUCACGUCUCUCAACACCCUGCGCUUUAUACUGUAUGAAGCUGUUAUGCCGUCUGUUUUUGUCAUGUCCCUCAGAGCAUUUUAUGACUGUAAUUGAUUGUAGACGCCCUAUUUUAUACUGAGAGUUAUUUCAGAAUACAGUAUGUGCUGUUGUACAUUAAAUGUGUUGUAUGGAGAAAGCUAAAUAAAUGCUGUU